This is a messenger RNA of Salvelinus sp. IW2-2015, 4715 nucleotides long. Its product is annotated as scavenger receptor class F member 1. Gene Ontology annotation, molecular function: low-density lipoprotein particle binding; scavenger receptor activity. Lineage: Eukaryota; Metazoa; Chordata; Actinopteri; Salmoniformes; Salmonidae. The record is from RefSeq and is a predicted model, not a curated record. Gene Ontology annotation, biological process: neuron remodeling; dendrite development; heterophilic cell-cell adhesion. Gene Ontology annotation, cellular component: membrane.
ACGAACCCAGAGACUCUGGUGGCGCAGCUAGCGCUGCGAUGCAGUUCCCUAGACCACUGCGCCACCCGGGAGGCCUACCAAGAUAUAUUUUGAACACAGCAAUCAUUAGUCAUUGCAGGAACACACAUGGUGGACUUCUAUGUGUUUAACAUUUGACCUAGUGUGGGUGUUUUUGGUGUGUUUUGGGGUUGCUGUAAUUCUUACAAUCUGUGACGGACUUGGACAUAGUGUGAGUUAUAGAAAACCUUUUGCCACAGAGUAACAGUCAUUUAUUGAUUAGAAUUGAUAUUCUUAACCAUCAGCUCUUACAUUUUUGAUAGAAUCCUAUUAUGAGUUCAACCAUGUCUUCCCUAGGACCAUGAAUUGAGCAUUGGGGUUGGUUGUUAUGCAUGUGGCUGCCAAGUGUGCGUGUGUGCACGCCUGUCUCUGUGUGUGUGUGUGUGUUCACUGGGACACCAGCCCCUGUAAGUUAGUUGCUGCACUUACAGAGGAAAUGUGUGUUUCCUUGGGGGUAAAUGGGAGAUGGUGUGUGUGUGCCGUCACUAUCCUUCCAUCUGACCAUAUCGUUAAACAAACACACACAGAAACACACACCUACAACAAUGGCUGCCCCCUCCCAUAACUUAUCGGUACUCAGACAUCUGACUCUGACGUAGUUUUCUGACAUUCUAAAUGAAUGCUGCUGGUGAUAGUGUUGAAUGACGUAUUUUCCUACAAACUGUAUGUACAUGUUCUUUUUGUAAGCAUGACUAUUUUUAAACGGAGAAGCCUUUGAGCUAUAAAAACCAAAUAAAUAUCUGAAUUGAAAUCAGAAGUGUGUAUUGUGGGAGAAUGUGAGUUGGGCUGUCAACAUACAUCCAUUUACCAAGAGAACAUCCCACUUCUGAUCUAGGAUGGACAGUUAGGCUUUUCUUUGCAACAAGGUGAGUGUGUGUGUGUUCUUGUGUGGAAGACAGAUGUACAGUACACAAACACACAUACAAACACAUCUAAAUAUGCUGCUCACCUCUUUCCAUAAUUUCUCAGUAUGUGGUGAUGUCUUAAAAAAGCCUUACUGAGGCAGAUUGAAUGGGAGGAAGUGGCUCUAACUUCCCCAGGAAAGAGGGAGAGGAAACGGACGGGUUUGGACCGCUCAGUCAGGCUGGGCAUACAACUACAAGACUAAUGACUGAAGAGAGCUGGCUGGGGAGAAAGACAGAUAGAGGCAGGGAGAGAGAAACAUAAAGAGAAAGACUGCCUUCCAUUGGCCUACAAGACCACAGAGCUGGACUAGGGAAAAUAAAGGUAGAAGGAGAGAGUGACGGGAGAAAGACAGAUAGAGGGAGCGAGAGAGAAAAAUAAUUGAGAAAGAGAGAGAAGACUGCCUUCAAUUUCCAUUGUCCUCUUCUGGACUUUGGAAGAGAAGAGUGAGCGAAAGAGAAGAAAAGGAGAAAGGGAUUUUCCUGUGAGUUGGACACGUUCUGAGACCUAUUGUGGGCUGGUACCUGGUUGUGGGGUGGACAUGGGCCAGUUUCUGACGGGUCUAGGACUACUGCUCUGCUGUUCCCUCUCCUCCCCUCAGAGACUGGCUCCCUCAGGGAGAAACGUCUGCCAGGACCCCAGGGAUACUUCCACUCUUGUCUGUUGCACUGGAUGGAGACAACAGAGAGAGGAGUGUAUUUUACCUGUGUGUGAUGGCGAGCAGGCCUGCCAGCAGGAUGAGGUGUGUGUAUACCCGGGCGUCUGUCGCUGUCGACCUGGCUACUAUGGAGCCCACUGCAAGACACGCUGCCCUCCAGAGUUCUGGGCACCGGACUGCCGUGAGCUGUGCAAGUGCCACCCUCAUGGGCGCUGUGACCCGAUCACGGGCGAGUGUACAUGCCUCUCCAACCGCUGGGGGCCACUCUGCCAGAACGCCUGCAAAUGUGGCCGUCAUGGACACUGCCACCCCGUACACGGCAACUGCACCUGCGACGAGGGCUGGUGGACACCCACCUGUACCAAACAGUGCCAGUGCUACCCAGGCACCUCCACCUGCAACCCACUGACCGGCAGGUGUCAGUGUGCCCCGGGUUACUGGGGUCAGAAGUGCAGCCUUCGCUGUAGCUGCUACAUAUCAUCCUGCCAACAGAAGACGGGGGCGUGUGAAUGCCAGAACGGGUGGUGGGGUCCGACGUGUGACCGCCGCUGUAACUGUGACCUGGAGCACAGCGAGUGUAAUGCGGUCAGCGGGGAGUGUGUAUGUCAGCCUGGGUACAAGGGAGCCUUCUGUAACGAACCGUGUGGACCUGGGGAGUAUGGCAGUGGCUGUAAACUGAGCUGUGGCCACUGUGAAGGAGGCCAGUCAUGCUCUGUGGUUGAUGGUGUCUGUACCGCCUGUGAGCCUGGGUGGAACGGCACACACUGUGACCGGCUGUGCCCGCACGGUUACCAUGGAAACCACUGCCAGGAGGCAUGCCCACGCUGCAGGAACGGUGAACCAUGUGACCCCAGGACGGGGGCGUGUUCACGAUGUGAUCCAGGAUGGACCGAACCCAGGUGUGACGAGCCGUGCUCUAACAGGACAUUCGGGGACGCCUGCCGCUCCCUGUGCAGCUCCUGUUUCCAUGGCCACUGUGAUCGCGUGACAGGAAGUUGUGUCUGUGGGCCUGGGUUCCAGGGACGGAGUUGUAACAUCACCUGUCCAGACCAGCUGUAUGGCUUUAACUGUUCCUCUGUCUGUGACUGUGGAGAGGGCACCGCCUGUCACCCAGCAACGGGGGCGUGUCCAUACAGUGGUCACAGGGCUCUGAUCACUGGUCUCCUGGUCCCUCUGCUCUUGGUGCUGCUGGGGCUGGUCUGCUGCUGCUGCUGCUGUGGAGGACCUACUGACGGCAAAGACAGGGUAGCAGUGGGUGACGGUGGUACCUCUGUCCGUAUGAAGCAUCAUGUGUAUAACGUCCUGGCCAACGUGAGCUCUGCUGUACCCUGUAUCUCUGUCUGGUCCUCUGGGCUACCCAGAGUCACAGUGUCCCACCACGACCCUGAGCUGACGUUCAACCACAGCUUCAUAGAGCCUCCCUCCUCAGGCUGGGUGACGGAGGGAUCCUUCUUCGACAGUGAUGAGGAGACCAGAGAGGUGCUCUACUGUGUCCCCCCCAGAGAAGACAUCCCAGCAGUGGCGGGCGGUGAGUUCCAGGAGUUCCAACAUGAGAUGAGUUCUAAGUGUAACAUCUUCCCUGACCCCUCUGCCUUCAGUAUUAGUGCAGAAGACAUGUCCCUCCCCUUUGGCAUCCCACGCACCUCCAGCAACGCCAAGUCCAAAUGCCCCUCCGUCUCCUUCGCCGAAGGCACCAGGUUCAGCCCCAAGGAGCGCCGAGGCUCUGCCCAGGACCUGACUCCCGGGGCCCCCCGCACCAAACCCAAGUCCCCCUGGGGGAUCCUGAUGCUGUCAGCCCUCCAGGCCCAGGGAGGGAAGGCCUCAGAGGGGGAAGAGACGGAGACAGGUGAGGGGGGGGUGGAUGGAUGUGGAGGUGGGACUGGACCAUUGGAAGACCCAGAAUCCAGUGGUGAAGCAGGGGACCCCGAUGUGGACAGGUACACAGCUACCCCAUCCCGAGCCAUGUCUACCCUGCAGGUGCCUGGAGCAGUGGUAGGGCAAAGACGCACCAUAUCCAACGCUGCUUUUCCCAGAAAGGGUGGGCAAACACCAGGGUCCACAUCCGAUGGCCAGCAGGCAGAGAUGGAUAAAGGGAUGGACAAAGUGACCACAGUGUAUGUGACAGUGGGGAAGGCGGGGGUGGGGAGGCCCCUGUCUAAACUAGAGCUCCCCAGCUCGGAGGGCCCGGUACAGGCCAUGCUACGCAGGCUAGGCAGCCUCCAGAGACACAAAGACCAGGAGGUGGGAACUAAGCCCAAGGGGAAGAGCCCGGGGGCGGAGGGGAUCACCAAGCCCCCCAGGAGGAAGCUGGGGACUAGGGCCAGUGUGUGGGAGCAGGGGGGUCCCCCACCCUCGGGGGUGGAGGGUGCUGUAGGGGAAGGCGUAUCUAUGAGGAAACCCAGUAGGAGGAAACAGCACGCCCACCACAGCUCCCCUGCUGUCAUGGGAAACACUGACGCURGCACUAACACUCAACCCCCACCAGAGGACGCCCCUGCCACUGUUACGCCCACGAGGCCCCUGUCCUCCAUUUUGAAAAGCGUGCCAGAGGUCGCUGGGUCAGAGGUCAGGGGUGAAAGGUCCGGGGUGAGGGAAGAGAACGGCGACCCUGGGAUGCAGACUGAGAGUGGAUAUCGAACAAUCGGGCCAGCUGGAUUUGUAACAGACGCUGUUAGUCUGAGUGAAGUCAUCGCCAAUGAAGGAGUGGUGGCCGGUGUGGACGAUGGACCUAACCUUUAUGAGAAUGUGAUGAUUAUGCAUUCCUAAUUUCAGAUGCAAUGACUGUGGUGCUCUAUCUCUUCUCACAAUUGAGUAUGUAGUUCAACUACUAAUGAAUGAGGCAUUUGGAAACUAGCCUACUGUACUGAGUUAACAGUCGAGUCUGACAUAAACUAGCAAUCUUUACAAUAUUGAGUAUAGAAUUUUAUGAAUUACACUAUGUAUAUGAUGGUUCUGUACAAUAUGUACUGUAUGUAUGUAUAUUAUACAACAAUAGGAUAAUGUUGAAAUCACCUUACCAAAUAGUUAUUGACACUGUAACUGCCAUGUGUGAAACAACUAUGCAAAUSAAAACUAAAAAAUGCUCCUGUGCACUUUG